Messenger RNA from Oreochromis niloticus (Nile tilapia), 4154 nucleotides. RefSeq names its product THAP domain containing 7 (gene thap7). Gene Ontology annotation, cellular component: nucleus. Bases 217 to 1926 code for a protein of 569 amino acids. Lineage: Eukaryota; Metazoa; Chordata; Actinopteri; Cichliformes; Cichlidae. Gene Ontology annotation, biological process: regulation of DNA-templated transcription. The transcript is spliced from 5 exons. The record is from RefSeq and is a predicted model, not a curated record.
UUCCGCGAACUGAAAUGCGUAACAACCGAAAGCAAGACCUUCCGUAAUGGCGGCUUAGCAUUUUAGUACCUUCGCUUGCUCGUUACAGAAACAGCAGAAAACCCUGUUAAAUGUCCAGUGUAACGUAAUGUGUGGGCAGAGUGAAUGCGCCUACAGGCGGCUCGGUCAUGUGUACCUGAACCUGCACCGUCAGUUUAUUCGAUUGUUUGAAGCUACAUGAGGAAUUGGAUGCCAAGACAUUGUUCAGCAGGUGGUUGCAAAUCGAGGGACAACCAUGAGACUCGAAAUGCUGGCGUCACCUUUCAUAAACUGAUGUUGUGGAUGACUAGGUUACCCAAAGGAGCGGCUCGGAGAAACCUUUGGAUCAGUAACUCUCACCGUGCAGACUCCUGGGAUCCUCAGACAGACUUUGUCUAUUUUUGUUCAAAGCACUUCCCACCCGAGAGUUUCGAGCUGAGUGGAAGCAGUGGAAUCAGACGACUAAAGGAAGAUGCAGUUCCUACUUUAUUUGAUUUCUCUCCAGCAGCCAAACACAAAAGAGCAGGAAGGCAGCAAAAGGAAGACAACAUCCCUGUCAGUUUUCUCUGCAGGAAGAGUUCCCACUCAGGAGCACAGGAUGGCACACAUCAGGAGAUCAACCAGCGUCACACUGCAGAAGAACCCACAGUUGAAAAGUCAGUGGGAUCCACUGAGGAGACUACUCAAGACAUGCCUGGAUUUUCUCAAGAAACAUCAGGGUUGGAGCAGCUGUCACAGCAAGAACUUGGUCCUCCACCUCCAGAGUCUCGACCCGUUUCCCCGUCACGUUACAUGAGACGUCUGCCCCCGCCUCCAGGCUUCUACUUGUCAAAGGAGCACAGCUACGCUCAGCUCUGUCCCCUGUUGUGGAGGAGACGUUAUGACCAAGUUGUAGACUGCUUGGAAAAAGCCCUACGACAACUGCAUGCAGCCAGGCGGAGGGAAAGCCGUCUGCGGAGCACCGUGCUGAGGCUCCGUGAUAAACGACUGAAGCACAUUCUGCUUCUGUCACAGAAUGGUUGCAAAAACAGGGGAAGCUGCAUAGAGGGGGGAGAAGAAAGACGGCACAAAGGAGAUCCUGACCUAGAGGAGAAUGAAGCUAAAUCCAAAGAUAUAAAGUUGAUUGAGGACAAAUGUGUUGAUCAAAUGGAGACAGGAUGUAAUUUUCUACCAGAGUCCAGUAGCUGGUCUGAGACAGACAAGGCAAACUGUUUGUACUGUGGAAAAGGGCAGGGGCAGAGUGGUGGGCAUUUGGAGCAUGAGGACUCACCGAACACCCAGAGAAAUGUUGCAACAAGCUCCUGUGACACAGCUGAAAAUGUGGAUCACAUACAGAUAGAUAGGCAGCAAGAAACAACCUGGAAAGACGUAGAAACCAGUGAUACCAGUGUAACAAGUUCCCAAGUUUUGUUGCAAAAUCCAGGUGUUCAGCAUAUAGUCUCAGCUGGAGUGUGCUUUCUUAAAACUAACGAGCAGAGUUUGCAUUAUCUAGGCUCUCAGCAGAAGCUGCUGCUCUCUGACAAACGUCACGGAGAGUCUGACGUGACGAGUCAGGAUCAUCACUGCGACCUGCAGCACCAGCUGUUAUGGUUACAGGACAGCGCUGACGGGCAGGUGAUUUUGUUGACUGUCCCGACUGACGAUGAGCCGCAACAUUUUGUCACGAUGGAGAACGUGGCCGGUGAAGAAAAAAACGUUCUUUUGUCCGAACUGGAUCUAAAAGGUGUGGAAUACUUAACAGAGAGCAGCGGAGGCAUGUCCAGAGUUGAGUCGUCACCUGAUCAAUACAGUGAGCAGAAUUCAGUUUCAAAUGGUGCGUUAGUGGAAAUACGGGACGAUGUAAGGAUGAAACUUAAAGAGCACCUGGAGGGUUUCCACCUUCAACUGAGCACCGAGUUUAGAAACUAACAAGAAUUGUAUAUAUCUGUAUAAUUUUAAUGUGACUGCACAUUUCAAUCUGGCAGCAGGUUGAAUGUGUUGUAUGUUAUACAGCCCAUAAAUUUGGGCUCAGUCAUUGUUCCUCACACCUUUAUUUAGCUGUACCCCUGACAGUGAUCGAGAGAGCCACAUGAUGACACUCGAUAUCUGUCGCACACACAUGAGUGUGUUCUGCCUCACAGCAGAGAAAGACAACACUACACUGCUUACCUGCUGGUCCAAGUGACUCCCAACAAAUGAACUGUGCACUCCUCUCUUUUAUUAUUGUUUUUAUGAUAAUGAAACAGUUAAAACUUAUAGAAUAACACCAGAAUCAACCUUCAGUUUUUAGUCAACAUAGUAUUACAGAUAUGAUUGGUUAAAACACUAAACUUUUUUCCUUUUUCUUCAGUCAUCUCCUAAUCCUAAUGUUACAUUUGAUUUUUAAAUGAAUUACUAGUAUACCCUUACUACCGUGUUGUAGCAGCGUAAACAGCCUCUCCUAUUCUCUCUCUCUCUAUUACGCCUUAAAAAUGCUCACCCAUCUGUGCUAUCAGCCAAAUCAUUGAAAACACAGCUUAAAUCCAAGUUCCUGGCAUUAUGCUCACCCUGCUCUCGUCUCUACUUCCUCUUCUAAGCUCUACUCUUUUGCUUUGCUUAGCUGAGGUCCAAAGGUUUGCAGAUAUUUUGCACAAAUGACAGAGAACAAGGUCAGGAAGUACAAGCAGUACAUUUCCCAGCUCCCACUCACCAUUAAAGCUUUUCAGAGAAGGUAACUACUUUACUCGGUGUAACUGACUGUAACACUGAGUAAACAUUUAAGAAUACAAGCAUCCACUGUAUAGUAGAGAAGGGAAUCUCCUUCCUUUAGGGCUGCCCCACCUGACAUUACACCUGUAUUAAAUGCUGGCUCUCUUCCACUAUGCAUUUGGUCUCGUGUCCCUCUAAUCUCUUCUCUCUCCCUUUGUGCCCGAUCAGUCACACCAGAGAGCUGGCCCUCCCUGAGCCUGGUUCUGCCUGAGGUUUCUUCCUCUUACAAGGGGGUUUUACCUUCCCACUGUCACCAAGUGCUUGCUCAUAGGGGGUCAACUUAUUGCUGGUUUUGUUCUCUGUUAUUGUCGGGUCUUUACCUUACAGUAUGAAGCACCUUGUUGUUGUGACUUGGGCCUGUAUUUAUCAAAUUAAACUGAAAGAUAAGUAGGUAGGUGAUGGAAAGUGGGCCCUGUUAUUCAAACGUAAUCUAGGAGGAUUAAUCUAACAUGACACACUGAAAUCCUGAAAUCUGGCUGUUCAGAGGAAAAACAGCAGCCUGUGCAACGAAACAGGAUUUUCCGGGUAACCUAAGAGUGAAUCCUGGGUAUGAACCUGGUUCACUGCUCACUGGUCUAAUGUGCAGCUGUCACCUUACAAAUAAAUAGUAGCACUGAGAGCACACUCGGCACUAAAUAAUUAACUUUAAUUGACAUAUUUAUUUAACCUCUUUUCACUAAAUCAUCACGUUAAAACACGUACAGCGUCGCAGAACUUUUUUUACAUAAAUGUCACAUUUUGCUUUCUGUGAAGGUUCUCGGUCAACAGCUCAUCGUAGUCUAAGGAGCUUGGAAAGGAAAGCGUCUGGACUUCUUUAAGUUUCUUGAAGACGUUUCAUCUCAGAACCUUCUUCAGUUCUAAGACCAACUCGCCCCCUUAAGAGAGUCGCUGACCCACUAUUGAUGUAAUUAGUCACAUGAUCAAUUAUCUUGAAUAUAUACACAUGUUCUUCAUACUUGCUGCCACCUGCUGAGCCCAGUGGAGUAAAGGCAGCAAACAGUGCAGAAAAACAAAACUUUCAUGUUUUGAACCUUGCAUUUUUCAGUCCGACCUGCUUUGCUCGCUCCUGUAACAUCACCAGCUGUGGCCAACUUCUUCUCUGUCUUUGUGGCUUUUGCUGUAGGACAGUUAUUUCAUGCUGUACAGUGUAUGAAGGUGUAAAUGAGGUAAACAUAGUUUUGGAUAAAAUAACGAUUUUAUUGCUAAUGAAAUAUUAAUAUAAUUAAUUAAGAUUUUUUUUACAUUGUGUAAAUCUUGGCGCCCCUUAGGUCCCUGUUUAAAUACUGGUAAUCCAGAUUUGAUAAUCCUUAAAAUCUCAACUGAACUACCAGGACAAAAGUGUGCUGCAGUACAAAUAAAAAAGCUAUCCACACCUUUCUCUACAUUAUUCUGGAUGCUAAUAUUCCCAA